AUGAUGAAAGGGUUUAAGAACAGGUUGACUCGAAAUAAGAGCCAGUCUUCUAAUAAAAAGUCGGAGAAAAAGGAAAAAGAUAGGGAUAGAAGCGAUAAACGUUCCACGUCUCCCGGAUUUACGUCAUCUUCAUCAUCGGCAUCGUCACCUUCGUCUUCAGUAGGAGGAGGAACGCCUAGUUCCAUAACACUGCAAAGUUCCAAGAACUUAACCACUAAUACCUCAGCUUCGUUAAAGUCGAACUCCCCCAGCCCAUCGCGCAGCCAUGGCUCUAAUAGUGCAGUAUUCACGAAAUUGGGCGGCGGCGGCAGCAGCGGCGGUGGUGGUGGUAAUACAACCAUGGCUUCUUCCUCGUCGUCCUCGUCAACACCUCCACAUGGACUGCCAACACAUGAAUCCCCAAAAAUCGUUGUUAAUGACGAAAAUUCAGGAAACAUUUUUGGUUCCCCUUCCCAACAAUCCUCCAACAGCUCGGGUGUUUUGCCUAGUCAAGUAUCAUUGACAUCAGGUCCCGUUUUUGCAGCUAAUACUUCAGGCUUGAACUCAAAUUUAGUGCCGGCUGUUAUGCCAUCCAUUGUUACCCCACCGGCGUCUCAAAACUGCAGCAAUGGUUUAUCCUUUGUGACCCCUCAGACUCAGCCAAUAACACCAACCCCUACAUCUCCAAUGACAUCCGCCAUUUCUUCGUCCUCGGUCUCAGCUUCAGGCUCAGCUUCAGGCUCGGGCUCAGGCUCAGGCUCAGGAUCCUCGUCAUCAUCCACCCCCAAUACUCAUUUUGAAAACAAAGCACACCAUAGUCAAUAUGGCGCAGUGCAAUCACACUUCAAUCAAUUAAAUCCAAACAUCAAUACACCAGGGAAAGAAGUGUUUGACAUUGAUAUGAUUGUUGCUCCAAAAAGACAUUCUUCAUCAAGGUUUGAGCCAACCAACUCUGAUAAAUACCAAGAGAUUCAUAAGUUACCCAACUUUGACGAAGUCUUGCCCGAGGAUCAAAUCCAAUUGUUUAUACAAAAGAUUGACCAGUGCAAUUUGAUGUUUGAUUUUAGUGAUCCAACGUUUGAUGUUCGAGGAAAGGAAAUAAAGAGGAUGACUUUGCAAGAGUUGAUUGCUUUUAUAUCAAAUAACCGCUUUUCGUAUACGGAUGAGAUGUACAAGCAUGUUGUAAGUAUGUUCAAGAAAAAUUUGUUUCGUCCCAUUCCUCCACCCGUUAAUCCAAUAGGCGAUGUUUAUGAUCCGGAUGAAGAUGAACCGGUAAGUGAACUAGCAUGGCCCCACAUGCAAGCCAUUUAUGAAUUUUUCCUUAGGUUUAUUGAACUGCCAGAUUUCCAGCACCAAAUUGCGAAACAGUACAUUGAUCACGAUUUCAUUUUGAGAAUACUAGAACUUUUUGAUAGCGAGGAUCCUAGAGAAAGGGACUGCUUAAAGACAACCUUGCACAGAAUAUACGGUAAGUUUUUGAGUUUGAGAAGCUUUAUCAGGAAAUCGAUAAAUAACGUAUUCUUGCAGUUUAUUUACGAAACCGAAAGAUUUAAUGGAGUUGGCGAGUUAUUGGAGAUUUUGGGAUCAAUCAUCAAUGGAUUUGCACUUCCAUUGAAGGAGGAGCACAAAAUUUUCUUGGUGAGAAUCUUGAUACCCUUACAUAAAGUGAAAUGUUUGUCGUUGUAUCAUCCCCAAUUGGCAUAUUGUAUUGUGCAAUUUUUAGAGAAGGAUCCUUCUUUAACGGAGGAGGUAAUUAUGGGAUUGCUAAGGUAUUGGCCAAAGAUCAACAGUCCCAAAGAAGUGAUGUUUUUAAACGAAAUUGAAGAUAUAUUUGAAGUUAUGGAACCCAGCGAAUUUGUCAAGAUCCAAAUACCGUUGUUUGCCCAGCUAUCUAAAUGCAUAAGCUCGCCCCAUUUUCAAGUUAGUGAGAAAGUAUUAUGUUACUGGUCAAACGAGUACUUUUUAACAUUGAUCACUGAAAAUGCCGAAGUUGUAUUACCAAUUAUAUUUGCUUCAUUAUAUGAACUAACGAAUGCCACGCAGCCGGGAGUGGAAAAUGGAAUAAUGCAACGCAAGUUGAGCAAUUUCCCUGAUGCAACAGUGGAUGCCAAUGGCAAUUUGAUAGAUAGUGGGCUUGUGUUGCAGGAUGCACAACGAGGAAUAAUAUCUGGUGCAAAUGAUCCCUCACAUCCACACAAUAAAAUCUUUGAGGUCCAUGCUUCAGUCAAUAUAAGUAGUAAUAAUAAUGCUAAUGACAAUAACGCUUUAGAAAACACAAAUAAUCACGAAGGUACUGAUGAAUCACUGGGUUCAGAAAAUCACCAUCAUCAUUUCCAACAUUCACACACUGAUAUCAAUGGUAAUGGGUUAACAGACGAAGAGUACUACGACCUGUUUAGUUCAAUGCAUAAUUCCGGGAUGAAUGCUGGUAAUAAUAAUAAGAACAAUAGUAGUGAGUUGGUGGAUGAAUUUGGACAAGCAUUUGAUGAAGAAUCAAGCGUGUUACAACAUAAUUCAGCGACAUCCAAUUGGAAUAGAAGCAUACAUUCAUUGGUUUAUGGUGCACUUAAAGUGUUUAUGGACCACAACCCCAUUUUAUAUGACCAUUGCACAAUCCUUUAUCAUCAGUCAUUAAGCGAACAAAGAGAGCGUGAAGUUGCAAGAAAGGAAGGGUGGAAAAGGAUUGAAAAUUACGUUAACCAAAUCAAAUCCAACCAACAACAACAACAACAACAACAGGCUGCUGGUGACAUUUUUUAG
Messenger RNA from Lodderomyces oxycetoniae, 2739 nucleotides. RefSeq names its product protein phosphatase 2A regulatory subunit (gene RTS1). Lineage: Eukaryota; Fungi; Ascomycota; Pichiomycetes; Serinales; Debaryomycetaceae. Bases 1 to 2739 code for a protein of 912 amino acids. Gene Ontology annotation, cellular component: protein phosphatase type 2A complex. Gene Ontology annotation, molecular function: protein phosphatase regulator activity. Gene Ontology annotation, biological process: signal transduction. The transcript has a single exon. The record is from RefSeq and is a predicted model, not a curated record.